AUGGUUUCCGGUUAGCUGUUUUUUUUUAAUUAUUAUUAUUAUUAUUGAAAAGCAGAUUACCAGAGGCAUGUCCACGCUGUUCCCGUCUCUAUUCCCACGGAUCACAGAAUCCCUGUGGUUCAAUCUGGACCGGCCCUGUGUGGAUGAGGCUGAGUUGCACCAGCAGGAGCAACAGCACCAGGCCUGGUUGCAGAGCAUUGCUGAGAAGGACAACAACCUGAUGCCGAUUGGGAAACCAAUUUAUGAGCAGCCAUAUGAUGAUGAAGAGGAGGAGGAUGACGAGGAUGAGGAAGACAGUGAAGAGGACUCAGAAGAUGAAGAAGACAUGCAGGACAUGGAUGAGAUGAAUGAUUACAACGAGUCACCUGAUGAUGGCGAGAUUAAUGAGGUGGACAUGGAGGGACCAGAUCAGGACCAAGAUCAGUGGAUGAUUUAGGCAACAGACUGUUUGGUUUUUGUCCCGAACGAACCGCCUGGCGUGGGAUUCGUGUUCCACACUUCAGACCUGACUGCUGCCCGGCUGGUCUGUGGCACAGUCACAUUUUCAUGUUUGUGUAACU
Molecule: messenger RNA, 560 nt
Organism: Thalassophryne amazonica
Lineage: Eukaryota; Metazoa; Chordata; Actinopteri; Batrachoidiformes; Batrachoididae
Gene: anapc15
Product: anaphase promoting complex subunit 15
Exons: 5
Coding region: 68-436 (122 amino acids)
Biological process (GO): regulation of mitotic cell cycle spindle assembly checkpoint
Cellular component (GO): anaphase-promoting complex
Source: RefSeq, a predicted model, not a curated record